Messenger RNA from Penicillium expansum, 531 nucleotides. RefSeq lists its product as uncharacterized. The coding region runs from base 1 to 531 and encodes 176 amino acids. The record is from RefSeq and is a predicted model, not a curated record. The transcript has a single exon. NCBI's taxonomy places the organism in Eukaryota, Fungi, Ascomycota, Eurotiomycetes, Eurotiales, Aspergillaceae.
AUGCAACUUCUCCCAAAAGCAGUGAAUUCCCCCCAGUCCUCUUCGCGGCCACUAACCACCAAUCUGACAAGCAAGUUCCAGCCCAGCGUGUACAAGGGUACAGACGGGAAAUAUUUCGCGGAGCCGGCCGGCAACCGAAGCGACUACUACUGGGUCACUGUAUAUUUCUCUGAAGACCUCGAUCAUCGCGGCAUCCCAGAUUCAGAAAUUAUGCUGUAUGUACAGAAUAUGAUUGCAAAGGGCCGCUUUACUAUAGACGAUCAGUCAAUGCAUGGUUUAGGGAAAAAGUGUCUCUCGAUCCCUAUCAAGCGCGAUCUGGAUACCCCUCUGCCCAAGUCCUAUACACCUGAUCCUACACAUCCCGAUCUUCUUCUUGCUGAGGAUCUUGCGGGGUAUUGGAGGGACCAGAUCGCGUUUAAGAAGGUUACUCUAGAUCAACGGAUGAUUUUUGUGGAUACUCGUCGUAAGGUGGCGAAGUUAGAAGAUAUGUUGGAUGUAGGAGUUACUCUGAUGGAUCCCUGGCGUAUUUAG